AUGGUUCUGAGUGAAGAUCUUGAAUGCACUGUGUGUUACGCGCCAUACUCCAGGAGCGAACGCAUCCCACGGGUUCUUUUCUGCAGACAUACCUUCUGUGCUCCAUGUCUGGAGGCCAUGGCCCUGGAGGUCAGCAGUUAUAAAACCGUACGCUGCCCGCUGUGCCGGCAGAUGACCUGCCUGAACCGUGGAGUAGCUAUACAGGAGGGACUGUGGGUCAACAGUCAAGUAUGGGACAAUAUCCCAGAGACCGAGGAGAAGGAUGAGAUAGAGGAGGAGAGAACAAGUGCUAGAACACAGAUACGGCGACCAAAACUGACAUUAUGUUCUACCUCAAAGAAUAACAGACCUAAACUCCGACUCCCAUCCUUUCUGAGGAAACUGACAUCGACAAGACACCCACAAGAGAGGAUAGUGCCUGGCUGCAAUGUAGAGAUGAGGUCAUGGCGUCGGCUCUCAGUUGAAGAGACUUUUUGA
Chanos chanos (milkfish) is the source of this 477-nucleotide messenger RNA. RefSeq names its product RING finger protein 208. The transcript has 3 exons. The coding region runs from base 1 to 477 and encodes 158 amino acids. The record is from RefSeq and is a predicted model, not a curated record. Gene Ontology annotation, biological process: protein ubiquitination. NCBI's taxonomy places the organism in Eukaryota, Metazoa, Chordata, Actinopteri, Gonorynchiformes, Chanidae. Gene Ontology annotation, molecular function: ubiquitin protein ligase activity.